Molecule: messenger RNA, 799 nt
Organism: Chara braunii
Lineage: Eukaryota; Viridiplantae; Streptophyta; Charophyceae; Charales; Characeae
Source: the annotation of a GenBank genome assembly
CGUCAGCAGUGCCACGUAAGCAGUGCCACGUAAGCAGUGCCACGUAAGCAACAGUGACACGUCACAGUGCCACAUCAGCAGUGCCCCGCCACCAUGACGGGCGCAGCCCUGGGCAUGCCAGGCCAACUGGCCAACGAGUCUACCGCCGACUACAAACAGCAGUUCCAGACUCAGCUCACACUGAUCGAGGCUGAGGAACAGCGCCAGCUGGCAGCCGAGGCUGCCCGCCUACAGGCUGAAACAGCGGCAACAACUGAGAAGCAGCGGCUUCAGGCCGAAGCAGAUGCAGAUACCCAAGCACGCCGAAAGGAAGCCCAGGAUCUGUUGCAGCGGCAUGAAGCCGCCAGCAUCGAAAGACUCAAGUAUUGGCAUUUUGAACCAUCUGAAGGACACGACGACGCGACACCGGAAGAGCAACACAGGGAAUUCAUGGCCAAACUCGUGACUCGGUUGGUUUACACUUGUAACCACCUGCAGUCCGAGCUGGCAAACCUCCAGCGGGCCGUGCGGAACCACAAGGCUCAACACGAGGAUGCAGCACAGGCACUCGACUCCCGUGUACAGGACUUGGAGCAAACUGCACCAAGACCGGAGGCUGGUGAGUCCAGCAGUGCACCCUCAACCCGCCAACUGGAGCAACGCGUCGAUCACGUAGUGGCAAUGCUAGGUGACAUCAGCACCUUCGCGGCGCCUGCCACCAUCAGCCAGCAGCUGGACACACUGAAGACCGAGAUCAGGCAGCAAUAACAGCCGUUUGACCCCGAUCGCGGCACCAGCACGGCGAAGCAUUACAAAAUGC